AUGCUUUGUGACAUUUGCGAGGCGAUCCCAUUUGGAAAUCUGCCGUCAGAAGAGCAAAAUGCUCUACCGCAUCAACCCAGUCUUGACGCCCUAGAGGCUUCUAAAGAGUCAUGUUCAAUAUGCAGUCUCAUCUGGUGGGCCGCCGGUUGCUCCUUGGUGAACGUCGGCGGAAUGGUGGCUUUUAGAUCUGGCGUGGAAUACCCCUCAGGCCGCAAGAUUAUGACCCAAGAGACAGAAAGCAACUACAACCCCAUCGGGUUGUUGCGCGCCAUGGAGAACGGAGCGGUAUUUCUCGAUACCCCCAGCCCAAAACCUGACCUGCGCGAACCUGUUUUCAUGGAUCCACGCUCUUGCUUUCCGGCCACCGAGGAGAUCAGUGGGAAAAUUCGACCAUGGAUAUUUGGCAGCUGGUACAAAUCGCCCUUCAAGGACAUACCUCUUCAAUUGAUCGGUUUGGGCGUAAGGCUCGGCACGGGACCCAGUGCAGAAGCUGCAGAAGGCAAUACCGAUGAGGAGGUUCGCCUGAGAGGCACAUUUCUGAGGGUACGCACAGACGACGGUAUCAUGCUUCUCCUUUCAAAUGGCCAAUACUAUGCUAACCUUCUAUCCGAGAUUCUGGCCUGGCAGAAAUGGUUCCGGGCCGCCUUCGCACAAACCAUCAAGGCUCUUCCAUAG
This is a messenger RNA of Cladophialophora psammophila CBS 110553, 675 nucleotides long. RefSeq lists its product as uncharacterized. The transcript has a single exon. The coding region runs from base 1 to 675 and encodes 224 amino acids. Lineage: Eukaryota; Fungi; Ascomycota; Eurotiomycetes; Chaetothyriales; Herpotrichiellaceae. The record is from RefSeq and is a predicted model, not a curated record.